AUGAUUAUAUCUUUAAUAGUAUCUACUAUUUGUUUAAAGAAAUAUUUGUUACAGAUCAUCGUCUUCAGCUGUUUGUUUGCAGCUGCUAGUGCCGGACUUAUCUCUUCAGCGCCUUUUGCAUACUCAGCGCCUUUAUCCUAUUCUACUCACGCGGUUCACGCUGCGCCUAUAACUUAUGCGGCACCCAUUGCCAAAGUUGCAGUUGAAGAUUACGACGCCCACCCUCAAUAUAGCUUUGCCUACAAUGUACAAGAUGGACACACUGGUGACUUUAAGUCACAGCACGAGACUCGUGAUGGAGAUGUUGUCCAAGGCUCAUACUCGCUUGUUGACUCUGACGGCACCAGACGUACCGUUGAUUACACAGCUAACCCACACAAUGGUUUCAACGCGGUCGUCCGUAAGGAGGCUCUUGGAGUGAAAGUGGCUGCAGUUGCUCCCAUCGCUAAGAUUGCUGCUCCCGUCACUUACGCUGCUACCCCCGUGGUAUAUGCCGGUCCACUCAGCCAUCCCACACCAUUCGCAUACUCUGCUCCCAUUUACCACCAUUGA
This is a messenger RNA of Parnassius mnemosyne (clouded apollo), 552 nucleotides long. NCBI's taxonomy places the organism in Eukaryota, Metazoa, Arthropoda, Insecta, Lepidoptera, Papilionidae. The record is from the annotation of a GenBank genome assembly.